This is a messenger RNA of Liolophura sinensis, 2665 nucleotides long. RefSeq names its product microspherule protein 1-like. The coding region runs from base 149 to 1747 and encodes 532 amino acids. Gene Ontology annotation, molecular function: G-quadruplex RNA binding; protein binding. NCBI's taxonomy places the organism in Eukaryota, Metazoa, Mollusca, Polyplacophora, Chitonida, Chitonidae. Gene Ontology annotation, cellular component: MLL1 complex; NSL complex; Ino80 complex. The transcript is spliced from 14 exons. The record is from RefSeq and is a predicted model, not a curated record. Gene Ontology annotation, biological process: positive regulation of transcription by RNA polymerase II.
AACUUGCUUUUGUUUAUGUUCAAGAUGCCGAGCUUACUAUGACGGCCAACGGGUAGAAGUCUCUGCGUUUUCUCACAAUAUUAUGUAUUUACUAAUAUCAGUACUACAAAGGUCGGAAAGGCAUUGAUAAUUUCACGUUUCUGUUGCUAUGUCGAAUUCAGUAAGCAAUAGUGCAUCUGUACGUGUGUCGGAAACUGGCGCCCCGUUAACGACGUCCAUGUUAACUGGAAGUGUGUCGAACAAUGAAGAUGUCAAACCACACACGCAGGUGAUGACAACCCCUUCUCGAUCAGAUUCAGGGGAAGGGCGAAAGGAUGUGUCAGAGUCAUCUCCCUGUAGUACCACACUUCCACCUCCUACAGGAACACCCUUGUCAGCUCAACGACCACCCAGAGGUAAAGAGGACACACCUUUGCCCAUCAUGUACACACCUACCUGUAACAUCAGUGGUAGUUUACCUUCAGUGACUGGUAGCUUGCCCUCCACUCCCGUGUCCUCCAGAACGCCAGCGGUGGCAGGUCGGCGAAGCACAAGAUCCAUCAAGAGGAAGAAGUUUGACGAUGAACUGGUUGAGAGUAGUCUGGUCAAAUCUGAACGGGGCAGAUUAAAGGGCGGCCCUGGCGAGAUUAAACCUGAAGUCCCAGCCCCGAUGGAGACAUCACCACCUCCACCCCCGGAGAAAAAACGACCAGUAAAAUCCUCUUCAAGAAGAGCUAAGAGGCAAAAGCCACCAGCGCCUGCUUCCACAAAAGACCUGGGCAGAUGGAAACCCCAAGAUGAUCUGCUGCUUAUAACAGCUGUUCAACAGACAAAUGAUCUGUCAGCAGUCCACCUGGGGGUGAAGUUCACAUGUCGCUUUACUUUGCGAGAAAUCCAGGAGCGGUGGUACGCCCUUCUCUACGACCAAGUUAUCUCCAAACUGGCUAUCACCAGGAUCAAACAACUUCACCCCGAGAUCAUCAUGUCUGUUCAGGCCAAGGCACUCUUUUCUAACAAGGAGGAAGAACUUCUGGGCACUGUGUCAUCUACAAGUCAGCCAACGCUAGAGACAUUCAGUCUCUGCUACAAGAACAUCACGAGGUGUUUCUAUCACUCUAGAACUGCCAAAUCCCUGCACAACCACUGGCUGCUGAUGAAACAGUACCACCUGUUACCUGACCAAUCAGUUCAGCCUCUACCCAGGGGAGACCAUGUCCUGAACUUCUCUGAUGCUGAGGACAUGAUAGCUGAUGAAGAUCUCAAGGAUCAGUGUGAUGAAGCUGUGGAAAAUGAGUUGGCCAUCGCUGACAGACGACAGAAGCGAGAGAUUCGUAACCUGGAGCAGGAAUUACCCAAGUGGCAGGUGCUGGUCGAUCACGUGACAGGCAUAAGUCCCCCCGACUUUGAUAACCAGACCCUGGCAGUACUACGUGGCAGACUGGUACGAUAUCUGAUGAGGUCAAGGGAGAUAACACUGGGCCGAGCUACGAAGGACAACCAGAUUGAUGUGGACCUAUCACUGGAAGGACCUGCGUGGAAGAUUUCUCGUCGUCAAGGCAUAAUUAAACUUCGGAAUAAUGGAGACUUUUUUGUUGCCAACGAAGGGAAGAGACCUAUUUAUAUAGAUGGGAAGCCUGUGUUGGCAGGGGUAAAACAGAAACUCAACAACAACUCGGUGGUAGAGAUUUCCUGUUUACGGUUCAUCUUUCUGAUUAAUGAGGAUCUGAUCUCUGUCAUACGCAAUGAGGGACAAAAGGUGACACAGUGAAAAACUUGUGGCAAACAGCAUGACAUUUUGCUAUGCUAGAAGCAAUGAUGAGACAAGCAAGCAGUCAGAUUGAGAUAUUGUGACAUAAUGGUGGCAAACAGUGAGACAUUUUACUAUACUACAGGUAAAGAUGAGACAAGCAAGCAGUGGGAAUGCGAUAUCGUGACUUACCGGUUGCAAACGGCGAGACAUUCAGCUUUGCUUUUGGCAAUCAUGAGACAGGCAAGCAGUCAGAUUGAGAUAUUGUAAUGUACUGGUGGCAAACAGUGAGACAUUCUGCUGGUCAUUUGGGAAUGACAAGACAGGCAAGCGGUGGGAACAAAAUAUUACAGCUUAAUGGUGGCAAACUGUGCCAUUCAGUUUUGCUGUUGGCAACCAUAAGACAGGCAAGCAAUCUGAAUGAGAUAUUAUGACACUGGUGGCAAACAGGGUGACACUCUGCUAUACUGGUGGCAACCAUGAAACAAGCAAGCAGUGAGAACGAAAUAUUGUGACAUAUUGGUGGCAAAGAUCAAGCUGUUCAGCCACAUGCUUGCUUUUGGCAACCAUGAGACAAGUAAACAGUUGGAAUGAAAUUCUGACAGACAAGUGGCAAACGUCACAGAAAUCAUAUGUGAAUUUUUGUAAGUAUUAAUGCUGAAAAAUUCUCACAAUUUAGUAAGAAAACAAAAGAUACACAAGCAAAGUUUCUGGUGUAAUUGUGUCUAGGGAAUGUGUUCACAGUAUGUUAAACUAGAAUUGCUGAAAAAUCUACUGUUAAUAUUAUUGCUUGCCAUUGAUAUGGAUUUGCUGACCAGUAUGCAUGCAGUAAAGCAGAAACAAGAGGUGCUGUUGCAUGUAACAACAUGCAUAUGAGUGUCUGUUUUUUUAUUGAUCAUUUUCUAUCAUCUUUCCAUAACUUCAUUUCAUUGUACAAAU